Molecule: messenger RNA, 10942 nt
Organism: Symphalangus syndactylus (siamang)
Lineage: Eukaryota; Metazoa; Chordata; Mammalia; Primates; Hylobatidae
Gene: OGFRL1
Product: opioid growth factor receptor like 1
Cellular component (GO): membrane
Molecular function (GO): opioid growth factor receptor activity
Source: RefSeq, a predicted model, not a curated record
GGUGGCCUCGGGUCGGGCUGGGGCGCCCCGGCACCCCAGAGGGGCAAGUGCCAAGCCGCCCUCGCGCUCGGAGGGCAGGGGCGCCAGGUGGCUGCUCGCCACUGCGACCCGACCCCUCCGCGCCGCGGCUGACCUGUCUCCCGGUGGAGCCCGGGGGCCUGCAGGAGCCCAAAGCGCCGGACCCUCCCACUGCCGGCCUGGGGCCUGGCCGAGGGCACGGCGGGGAAGUCCCUCAAGGCAGAACCCAACUUGAAUGGGUGUUUUCUUUGCCUCUGCAGCGCAGCUGGAUUAUGCGAAGGUGGGGUGGGAGGAACCUGUCUAAAAAUAGAGGAUUGUGACAACCCCUCUAGUGUGUGUUAUUGGUAAAAAAAAAAAAAAAAAAAAAAUUACUCAGAAUAAGGUGAGGCUACAAGUGCAGGCAGCUAGCGCUCUCCCCUACAGUGGGGUCUAAGCCGUCAGAAGUGUAGGCCCCCAUAUGAAGUUCAUACGUCACUGUUCUGCCCAACUCAGGCCUUUCAACCUAGGAUUCAGGGCAUUGUUCACGAAUCUUAUUUCACCGGAAGACUUGUUGAUCCAACUGUGUUUGAACCGUUUGACUAAUACAGCUUGGAGGAGGGGUUAGUCAAGAGGUAAGUAAGCCCCUUAACCUCUGAUGGACUGAAAAUAAUCAGGAACUUGAAAAAGGAGGAAAUAUGUAGCUGACCCCUUGAAGAAGUGUGCAUCCUGGAGGUGGUUCAGGUUUGCCGCUCCGCAUUAGACCCUUCUCUUUAUCAGCUAGGGACAAUGAAGAUUAGGAAAACGGAGCCCAAAGUCCAAUGUGACCACAGGGUUUUGGGGGAAUCAUAACCUAAAUAUUACAGCUAACGCUGCCUCAGCCAUCUUGGUGAUCAACUCUAUUUAGGUAAGGAGGAAAUCAUAAACUCUUAGUGCAGGCUCUGUGCUAAACAAUUUUGGGGUGGGUGUUUGCUGUGUGGUCUCCAUUUUAGAGAAAACUGAGGCUUAGAGAGAAAGGAAAACUUGCCCAAGAUCAUUGAGGGAGAGGAUGAUGCAAACCCAAGUCUGUCUAUCACUGUUAUCAGCGCCUUGGACCUGUGGAAUUCUGAAUUUCCAUCUGCCCGUGUCUGGUUUGCCGCUGUUGUUUUGCAUUGCUAAUUCAAUCUUAUUAAAUUAUUAGAUGCUGCAUUCUCAUGUUUUUCCCUUCCGUUUGUCUCCCAAUUAAGUAACCUCCUACAGAAAUUUGGAAUAUCAAAAAACACCCGCUAAGAUUCAAUCCAACUAACCAGGUCCAUCUAUAUAAAACAUUUCAAUAAUGUUCAGUCAGUUAAUUGCAACCCCAGUAACUAGUAGACUACACCAGCCCUCCCUAUUCCCUUUUAAUGAUUAAUUUUUCUUGUUAGUAUCACCAUCUGACUUCCCCAAAAAAUCUGCUUUUCAAUUUUGCCUUUUGACUGUCAACACUGUUUGUUUUCUGUUCCUCAGAGUCAAUCCACUUGCAGGUAAUACUGGAGCUACUUUUAAAGCAUAUCCCAGACUGACUCCUUCACACCACUUCCACUGCAUCAUCCUAGUCCCUCUGAAUAUUGAACAAAUGAUGGUGACAUUAACCAAGACAGGGAAGUCUAGGGAGAAUGCAGCUAUGGAGGUUAAAUCAAAGAUUCUCUUGAGUUUGAUAUCCUAUUACACAUCCAAGUAAAGUUGUUGGGUAGUUAAUCAUUUGUUGGGUAGUUAAAUUACAUCUAAGAAUGGAGACUUAGUCCAGGACUAGAGUCCUCAGCAUCUGAGAUCAAUGGUAUUUAAAGGCAUAGGAAGAUAAGGGGUUAUCAAGGAGUGAUGACGAAUGAGGACCUUAGGCACCUCUCCAUUUAGAGGGUGUGAAGAGGAGGAGGAGCCAAAAAAGGAGGCUGACAAGGGGGGCCCAAUGAGACAGAAAGUAAACUAAGAAAGUAUAGUAUCCUGUAAGCCAAAUACUGACAGUGUUUCAGGAAGGAGGGAUGCUUUAAUUGGCCCAGUUCUGUUGGGAGGUCACCUGAGGUGAACAUUAAGAAAUGGUUUGGCAAGAUGGAGAUUUAUUGGUGAAGUUCACAAGAACUAUUUGUUGGAGUGCUGAGGACAAAAGCCUGAUUGAGGUGGGUUAGGGGGAAAUGGGGAAAGGAGAGAAGGAGACAGAAAGUAUGGGCAAUUCUUUGGUGGUGAUCUGCUAUAAAAAAGGAGUAGAUAUAUGGAUCUGUAAUUGAUGGUAGGCUUGGGUCAAGGAAUGUUUUGUAUGUUUAAGAUUAAAGAUACUACAGCAUGUUUGUUUGAGAUCCAGAAGAGAGGGAAAUUUUGAUGAUCCAGGAAAGAGGAACAAUAUUGAACAACAGAAUCCUUGUCUGAGCAGGUGAAAGGGGUCUGGGUAGAGAGUCCAAAGGGAAUAGGGGUUGGAAGAGCAGGAGCAGAUGCUGGCAGGACACAGACAUUCUGAUGAUAAUCCUGAGAAAUAGGUAGGGCUUGAGUCAUUAUCUUUAUUUCAGAGAUGAUAAAACUAAGAUUCAGCUAAAUGAUUUGCUUAAGGCCUCACAAACACCAAGUAAGCAGCGUUAAGAUUCCUAGUCUUCUGACUCCAAGUCUUGGGCUACUGAUACUACACCAAGGUUUCCAUAUAUCCUUCAUUUUUUAGUGUGACUGAGAUUGAUUCAGACCUGGACUUGGAACCCAGAGCCUGGGAUUCUUGCUCUCGCACUGUCACUGGACUCUGGGUGGUGUGCAACUUCUCUAAGCCCCUGAUAUCUUGUUUCUAAGAUGGAAACACUAACUGUCAGUCAGGGUGGUGAUUCCACUGAAGCAACUGCCAAACCAAAGAGAAGUUUUUAUGCUGCGAGGGAUUUGUACAAGUACCGACACCAGUACCCACAGAACUUCAAAGAUAUCCGAUAUCAAAAUGAUUUGAGCAAUCUUCGUUUUUAUAAGAAUAAAAUUCCAUUCAAGCCAGAUGGUGUUUACAUUGAAGAAGUUCUAAGUAAAUGGAAAGGAGAUUAUGAAAAACUGGAGCACAACCACACUUACAUUCAAUGGCUUUUCCCCCUGAGAGAACAAGGCUUGAACUUCUAUGCUAAAGAACUAACUACAUAUGAAAUUGAGGAAUUCAAAAAAACAAAAGAAGCAAUUAGAAGAUUCCUCCUGGCUUAUAAAAUGAUGCUAGAAUUUUUUGGAAUAAAACUGACUGAUAAAACUGGAAAUGUUGCUCGGGCUGUUAACUGGCAGGAAAGAUUUCAGCACCUGAAUGAGUCCCAGCACAACUAUUUAAGAAUCACUCGUAUUCUUAAAAGCCUUGGUGAGCUUGGAUAUGAAAGUUUUAAAUCUCCUCUUGUAAAAUUUAUUCUUCAUGAAGCCCUUGUGGAGAAUACUAUUCCCAAUAUUAAGCAGAGUGCUCUAGAGUAUUUUGUUUAUACAAUUAGAGACAGAAGAGAAAGGAGAAAGCUCCUGCGGUUCGCCCAGAAACACUACACGCCUUCAGAGAACUUUAUCUGGGGACCGCCUCGAAAAGAACAGUCGGAAGGAAGCAAAGCCCAGAAAAUGUCUUCCCCUCUCGCCUCCAGUCAUAACAGUCAAACUUCUACGCACAGAAAAGCCAAGGACUCCAAAAAUUCCUCCUCAGCUGUUCAUUUAAAUAGCAAAACAGCUGAAGAAAAAAAAGUGGCACCAAAAGAGCCUGUGGAAGAGACAGACAGGCCCAGCCCAGAGCCCAGCAAUGAAGAUGCCAAGCCAAGAAAUACAGAGAAGGACAGUAAUGCUGAGAAUGUGAAUUCUCAACCUGAGAAAACAGUUACGACUCCCACAGAAAAAAAGGAGAGUGUAUCUCCUGAAAAUAACGAAGAAGGUGGAAAUCAUAACCAAGACAGUGAAAAUCCUGGAAAUACAAAUUGCCAUGAUGUUGUACUAGUACAGUGAAUUAUCAGAAAACCCAUAAGCCAGUUUAGGUUAGAGAGGAAAAAACUACUGUAUCAUUUAUCCUAAAGAACAGAGAUGAGGUCAAUUUCAAAUUUUAGCCAUCUGUUUGUGAUUUCUGUCAUAAGCAUUUUGUUGUUUGUUUUUUUAUUUUGGAUGACAAUGAAUUGAAUAUCUAAUAAGGAAAUUUAAGAUAAGACCCAAUAAAUGAAUGUAUUCUGUAAUGCUUUUAGGAUGUGAAUUUUCAAAUUUUAUGUAUAAUAAUUACUUUGAGAAUAUUUUCAGAGUAUCUAGAAAUUACCAUGUAGUAUUUGGUAUACAAAAUACGUUCUUUUGAGACAUUAUAGUCUACAUGAGGGAAAUCAAGAGGAUAAUUUCAUUGGAUUGCUACACUUUUACCUGAUUUAUGGAUUUAUUUUACUUUUUUUUAUUUUUUUAUUAUUUUUUGAGAUGGAGUCUCACUCUAUUGCCCAAGCUGGAGUGCAGUGGCAUGAUCUCGGCUCACUGCAACCUCUGCCUCCAGGGUUCAAACGAUUCUCCUGCCUCAGCCUCCUGAGUAGCUGGGAUUACAGGCGCGUGCCACCACGCCUGGCUAAUUUUUGUAUUUUUAGUAGAGAUGGGAUUUCACCAUGUUGGUCAGGCUGGUCUUGAACUCCUGACCUCAUGAUCCGCCUGCCUUGGCCUCGCAAAGUGCUGGGAUUACAGGCAUGAGCCACCGUGCCUGGCUGAUUAAUUUUUUUUUUUUAACUGUAAGAGUUUGAUCUUUUCAAAUGUGUUCAGAAACUAAUUUGGAUUCUUUGAUUCCAGUACCUCAACGUGUUUAUUUUUAGAUUCUGAUAAGUGAAAUGGAUGUCCUUGUGGAGCUCUGACCUCCCCAGCUUAUCUAUCAGUCCUGCUGUCCUCACCUCCUUACCUCCUUCCAUGCUUACCCUUAAGCCACCAUCUUUUUCAGCUAGCAUGUGUGUUUCUAGUGUAGUUGGCCCUCCAUAUUCAGGGGCCCAGCAUCUGUGGAUUCAACCAACCGCAGAUUGAAAAUAUUUGUUGGAAAAAAUGGAUGGUUACAUCUCUACUAAAUAUGUGCAGUCCUUUUAUUUGUCAUUAUUCCCUAAACAAUACAGUAUAACAACUAUUGACAUAGCAUUUAUAUUGUAUGUAUUAGGUAUUGUAAGUAAUUUAGAGAUGAUUUAAAGUAUUUUACAUAAGGGACUUGAGCAUUCCUAGAUUUUGGUAACUGCAGAGGGUCCUGGAACCAACCCCCUACAGAUAUCAAGGGACCACUGUACACAUUAGGAUGAUCUAUAUUGAAAUCUACAUGGAACAGAGUGGGACUUCUACUUGUAUGACUUGAAGAUUUUGCUUUGUUUAAAUUAAUAACUGUUUUCAGAAUUAAGUGCUUAAAAACAAAUUUGAUUGAAAAGUUCAAGACAAGAACUUUACUCUCUAUAGCUGUUCCAUAUAAAUUUGAUGGUUGAUUCUGAAUGUAAAUGACUGAAGAAUUAAAUAAGAAAUUCCUUUUUAAAAGGCAUGCCACUUGCACUGUGAACAAGACAGUAGUCCCUUAAACCGUGAAUAUGUCAGUGUUCUAUGGAUUAUGAAAUUAGUAAUGUUGCUUAGCCCAAAUGUAUUUUUUAAAAAGUAUAGUUUUGUGCAUCUCUAAGUUAUCAAACUUCAAAAUUGAGAACAAAUUUAAAAGUCCAUAUAUGCAACUUUAGUAAGCACUUAAUAUAUUACGUAGCACUGGUUAAGAACAAUUAAUUUUGUUUUCUAUAUUAUUACUAAUUAUUAUUACAAAUCAAAAAACACUGUGAUAAGAACUUCAAAGCAUACAUACAAAUAUAGUUAAAGAAAUGAAUAGAUGAAACAUUUCUACUUUAUUUCCUUUAGAAAGGAAUUAACUUUUUUGUUAGGCUUUUAAGAAAAGUUCUAUUCAUUUUAAUCCCCUAGGAAAUUUGUAAUAUGUCCUACUUCAUAUCACGUAUCAUCUUCUGUUGCCUCUAUUGAUCCACAUUUUCUGCAGUGGAUUUCUUGAAAAUAAUCACACGUAUAGUAUGCCUCUAGAAAUAUGAUUUUACUGCUUUGAAGUUUACAUGAAACAUGCCAGUUGCUUAACUCUAAUUUUUUAUAUGAAUCUCAGUAGCACUUUUGUUGUGCAUUGUGUUCCAAUAAGUAUAGUAUAGAACACUUUCUCGUUUUUAGUUCCCAUAAUAUGCCAGUUUUUGCUUUCCUAGUGUUCUGUGAGUAAGUAUUAGGAUUUGGCAAUCUGCUUUUGCAUUUCAAUUUCUGUUUUACAUGCAAGAAAAACAUGGACACUCUUAUGUGGUGCUUGUAGCUGUGUCCAUAGAGCUCAGUAAAUAGUUCUACAGGGUUUAGAGGAUGAGAAGCGAUUGUCAAAUUAGGCUGAAUUGUAGAAACACAAAUAAUUUAAUUCAAAAUAACUUACCAAUUUUAUAUACAUGAUAAAGUGUUCAGACAACUUUCUAAAUGCAUAAUAGUAAAAGAUUGUGACCAGAUAUUAUGAUAUUAAUAAAGUUACCAGAUACUAAAAUCAAUGAAUGUAAUUUGAAUUACUUAGAAAUUGUAGUAUAUUAGAGCCCUUAUGAGUAAAAGCAUUUCAUUUAGCAAUUUAACUUUUAGAAUAUUAUUCCUACUUAGGGAUUUUGAUUAGAUUGUACCAUUAAAUUUGAGAAUAUUUAGUCUCAAGGGGAAAACUUCUGGCAUCCAUCUUAAAUAGUGGCCUUCUUCCACUAUGGUGUUUUUAAAUGCAUAUUCACAUAUAAUAGUAUGUUUCUUACAUUUAAUCCCUAAAUAACUUAGAUAAUCAUUCAGUGGAGAACAAGUAAAAGGAUAUCAUUCCUUUUGGAGAUAAACAUUGAGUGUCUAGAAAUUUUUUCUAUUAAUGCUUUGUAUAUUAGUUUUUUAAGAUCUAUAGAUACGUAUUUAUGUGUGUCUUAUAUAUGAAACAGUUCUCUGGGUUUGACUCCUAUGAUUUGUAUUUUUAAAAACUAUGAUAUGCUUGCAGAAAUUCAUUGAGAAGCUGUUACAAAAAAUGCAGUGAAGCAUGACCAAAUAGCUAAAAAUGUUGCUGAAUCUUUACAAAUACAUAGUCUUUAUCGUUGUACUGUGGAGUGCAAGGAUACUAAAUAUUGGCUAUUGAUAAAAUACUAACUUGCAUUUCAUGGCAAAUAGAUGUUGUAUCGCUCGACUAGUCUAGAACAUUUCUAAUAUUUUGUGCUUUCAUAUAUCAAAGGAGAUUAUGUGAAACUAUUUUGAAAUACUGUAAAGUGACAUAUAGUUAUAAGAUAUAUUUCUGUACAGUAGAGAAAGUUUAUAACAUGAAGAAUAUUGUACCAUUAUACAUUUUCAUUCUCGAUCUCAUAAGAAAUUCAAAAGAAUAAUGAUAGAGGUGAAAAUACGUUUACUUUCUCUAAAUCAAGUCUAGUUGUCAACUCAAAAAUUAUGUUGUAUAGUUUUAUUUUGAAUUUAGGUUUUGGGACUACUUUUUUCCAGCUUCAAUGAGAAAAUAAAAUCUACCACUCAGGAGUUACUAGAGAAGUUCUAAGUAUUUUUUUGCUAAGUAUUAAAAAUAUAAACAUAUGAAAAUACCAUAAUGCCUGUCAUAGUCAUUGUUUCAUAUUUUGUCAUAUAAAAUUACCUACCCUGCUUCUAGUUUUGUACUUUAAUCUGAGUGGAAGUAUGAUGUGGUGGAAAGGAAAAACAGUACAGUAUUACAUCUGAGUUAGUCUUUGAAAAAUCAGAGUAGUAAAUAAACCUCAACAUUGAAUGGUCAAAAAUUGGUUUAACCAAUGGGGGGAGAAUAUUUGGUUAAUUGUUUUAAUAUUAAAUUUUCAAGUUUAUAAUAGAGUUAUGGUUGAGUAUUCAUCCAUACUGAGUAAUCAAGCAUUUUUUAAACUAUAAUUGAGGCUCUUCUAAAGCUUUGUUUUCUAAUCUAAGAUACAAAGGAUAUUCUUGAUCUUGCUUGAUUAUAACUACAUCUACAGGUCUUUAAUGUCUGUUUGGGGUGAGUGGCGAUCCUCUGUUGUAGGAAUGUUUUUGAAGAUUUCUAUUUUGCUUUCCACUUAGGAAAUUCCCCUCUCUCAUUUGGGGUAUAUGCGUUGAGUAUAAGGUAGGCUGUAUUUAGACACGCUAGAAUCAUUAAAUGUAGGUGAAGUUGUAGAGAAAAAUGGCCUGGGUCAAUGUAGGAUCUAGAAAAUUAGGAGUGUACAUUUGCUGGCUUCUUUUUGAGUUUUGUACUGUUUAUUACAGGAACAUAUUUGUGUGGCUAAUCUCUACGGUGACAGUGAGUACUACCCUGCUCCUUCUGCAUUCUAGUUAUCCAACACACCCAGCAGAUUGUGUUCAGGGACAGAAUGUGUUUUUAGAAAUCCCUUAUUAUUGAAAUGAAUAAUAAUAUAGCUAUAAAUAUGAAUGAAUGGAGGUAUCCAGAUGUGCCUUAACAAAUGUAAAUGUUUUUCAUUCAGAAGUUUAUAUUUUUACUCCAUUAUAAAAUCUCAUCAUUGGGAACUUUCUAAACCAUGAAUAUCAGUUCUUUUAAUGACAUUUAGUUGGUGCUUUAUCAUUUUGGAGAAGUUGCUGUUUGGGACAAUAGCAUCAGUUUAUCAAGAAGUGUACUCACCAUGAUAUUCAAGAAUGUGUAACGUUUGACAAAAAGUGUUUAGAGUAAGAAAGACUAACUAUACUGUUUGUUAUAUUUAUUUAUGCUUUUUGUAGUUUAGCUACAUACUAUAAUUUUCAUUUUAAACAUUCCUUAGUUACUACAAAUAAUAUUUAUGUUUUGCUUCUUCUUAGAUGUAGGCGGAUGCAGAAAUAGAAUUAUAUUAGAGAAAUUAUUAAAAGCUUAAUUCCAGUAGGCAGUUGGAGAAAUCUGAAACUAAUUUGAAAAACUUUUAUGCUGUAGUCUCAUUACAAUCAUUUUAAAAGCACUGUUCUUGCAUUUCCCCUAGAUCACAGAGAGUGUUCUUUGUCAUUUUUUUUUUCCUAUUCUGUUGUGAAGUUUAUUGUUUCAGUUAUUUGAGGGAAAUAACCACUUAAUAUGUUUAUUUUCCUGAAUUAAAGUUUUCAUGUAGAGAAUACAAUUAAAUGUUUUGUGUUAUGACCCAAACUGGCUGGAAGUAGAGUUCAGAGAGGGAGAAGGGACAAGAAUGAGUGUGGGCGUCUCAGGAAAGUGGUGCCAGUGCUGGGCUCCACCCUUCUCCACUGGCAUGAUGGGUCCUCAGAUUCUCCUCUGGAUAACGAGGGUGUUGGGCACUGUGAGCUCUGACUUCUGGGGAGGAUGGGCCAUCAUGGACUCCAUACACAAUUUUGAUGGGUAUCAGUUCUCAUAAAAUACCUGCUAUAAUUUAUUUAUUUUGUAGUUAUUUAGAAAAUUGUGAGCAGUUGGGCACUAGUAAAUUGUAGUUAUAUCUUAACGAUCUUGGGAAACAUUGAAAUAUGAGUUUUUUUCCCCUCACCCCUAUUUAUUUAAUUUAAAAAGUUAGGGAAGUUGUUCAUUCAUAGCUGUAUAUUAGUAUAAAAUCUCUUUUUAUAAAAUGAUUCAGAGAAAAGGCAGUAAUGGUCACUUACUGUGCUAAAAUACCUUUUUUUUCUAAAAAUACUUAAGCUUUAGGGUUUUUCAUAGUUUUACUUUUUAAAUUAUAGUUUGUGUAACAAUUUACAUUAACUAGAAAAAUUAGAUAUAUAAUAAGUUUUGGUACUAAGAAACAUUUACAUUCUGCACUCAUUAGUCAAAUGAACUUUUUUCCCCCAGUGCUAACAGAUUUUGUUUCAGGUGAAGAAAAAUAAAAUGCAAAUGAAAUAAAAGUCUAGAAACAGCAACAGGAAACUCACCACAGAAAUAAAGACAUAACCCUUGAUAAGUUUGUGUAAGUGCCAGAAUUAUCGGAAACAGGUGAAGAAAGAUUAAGAAAAGCUUUAUUGUGGGGACAUGCUUUAAGAAUCAGCUCUGUAUUUGUGCCAAGGAGAUCAGGUAUUGGUGUGCAAACAGAUCCCAUUAAUACUCUGAUUUGAACCACGAAUUCCACCUACUCUGCGUUGAAGCCCUCCAGUAGACUGAUAGAUGUAAUCAAAUGAUCAACUACCAAGUUUAAUUCCUUUGCCUGUGUGUAGCAACAGUUGGUAGUUUUACAAGUUAAAUUGAUGGACUGGCUGCAGAUAAGAGAAAGACUCAGUGAUAGGUGGUUUGUGAGUGAAGUAACUUCCACACUGUCAAGAGUUGACAGCGUAUUAAUUAUGUGGCAUUAUAAUUGUGAGAAACAAAUGAGAGCAAAAUGUUAGGUCCUUUGACAAGCAUUUUCCUCCUGUUUUCAAAAAGGGCUUUCAGUUGUUUCCUAUGUAAGGUAAUCUUUUUUAGUAUUAUCUAAGAAGAAGGACAGCAGAUUAUGUCAUUUUGGAAACUAUUGUGUCCCUUGUAUUUUAACUAUUUCAGGAAAAUGCCUACGAUUGUUACAAAGAUGUGUGUUUUACUUAUAACAUAAGCUCUGAUUCUCCAGUGGCCACUGGGCCUUCUCUGUGCUCUGUAUUCAACUGCAGUAUGAAUUACAGAAUGCUGUGCAUGUUCGUUAGUACCAAUACCAUGUGUAUGUGGUAGAAGUUGUAACCAGUUUCUGGAUCUGUAUGGUACUAUAAAAUACCUAUUUUAUAAUUCUGUAACCGUAUGGCAGUGUUAUGCCAAAAAUGUAUAAAGAGCAAUAGUUUCUGUUGCUUACUGCUGUAUUUUAAAAUAUUGUUUCUAAAAUAAUAGAGUUCCUUUUGAGUAAUUAUUUUUAAUAACUAUUGCCAAAUAUACAUCCUAUAAAACUAAUAAAAGCCACUCUAUCUUAGGUAACAUUUUAGCAUUGUGCUAGAGUACAUUAUGGUGAUUUUGCACGAUUAAAAUAUUUUUAAAGAACUAGAAAAAAUGACUUGCUGUUUUCCUGUCAUUAAACAUGUAUUUUUUAUGAUUAACAUAUAAGACUAACAUUAUUUUCUUUUAUCCUCAAAAAUAAAUAUUGUGAAGGGUGAA